This is a messenger RNA of Leishmania braziliensis MHOM/BR/75/M2904, 1263 nucleotides long. RefSeq lists its product as hypothetical. The record is from RefSeq and is a predicted model, not a curated record. NCBI's taxonomy places the organism in Eukaryota, Euglenozoa, Kinetoplastea, Trypanosomatida, Trypanosomatidae. The coding region runs from base 1 to 1263 and encodes 420 amino acids. The transcript has a single exon.
AUGAUCCUCCCUCCCCAUGACGCCGAACCUUUGGCAGAGAAGCAGACACUUUCGCAGCCGGCUCCUCCGCUUUGCGAGGGCUGGCUAGAGAAGCUCGCGCUGUGCCGUGGCUUGUUCGCCAAAAAGGGGUGGCACCGCCGCUAUGUGUUUGCCACUCACGAGGGCCUCGGGCUGUGCCACACAAAUCCGCGCGACAAGGGCAACUGCGCUCGUGGACGCCCACUAAGGAUCCGGCAUGCCAAGUCCUUUAUUUCAUUCGUGAAGAAGCGGAAUGGGGAGAUGGAACUGCAGCCGGUGUACGUUGUCGACGAUGUCAGCGCCGCGCGGCACCCCGAGGCGCCGAAGAAGAGCUACAACGGCAUCUGUAGCGAGACGAUGUCCUUAAUUGAGGGGACUAGCAACAGUACGUCCACGCGCGACCUGUCGAGGUUCACUUCGGCGACCAACGGCAACAGCUGUACGUACUACUACUUUGGGCUCACGUUCGAGGAGUACAGCAGACGAUACCUGCUGCUGUUCCGUACCACAUCGCCACAGGAGUACAUCAAGUGGACCACCUGUUUGCCCCUCUACGUUCACGAAGGCAGCGCGUCGAGGAUUGUGCCGCUGGGCCAUCCGCUUGAGGCAGGUCGCCAGCAGCCCAUUGACGUCAACCACAGGCGACUGACGGAGAGGCGCGAGUGGAGGCUGCCCAACGCAACCUUCUACCUCGACCCCGACCCGUGCACCCUCGCCGAACAUCUAAAGGUCCGCCGCUUGUGUCUCAGCUGGGAUGAGGGCGAGCGCAGACGACUCUUCACCACUGCCACGGAGCGCGUGUGCUCGCUGUGCGGCAAGUCAGAGAGUGCCGCAUCGGCAUUCAUCACCGAACUGCAAGAACAGAGUGAGGAGAAGCACCGCAACGCGAUGUUCUCUCUAUUCGAGGAGCUUUCCCCGACGAUGUUUGAAUACGAGGAGCAACACUCCGCACGCUACAGAGACAGCAGUGAACCCAAACGUGUCGCUGCUGCUAUCAGUAGCGUAGGGAUGGCGGCCAAUAGCUCUGGCGCUGCACACCCACCCGCAGCACAGGUUGACUCGGCUGAGGACGCCGCCGAAGACCUAAGCAUGGGGGAGAGUACGAAUCAAUCUGCCAGUCGACGCCCGCUCUCUAGGAUUCCCGACAGUGGUGGCGGCGCUGGCAGUGGGAGCAAGGAGGCGCACAAGCACCCGAGGCUGGAGAAGGCUGGUGCCACCCCCUACUCAGAUUCGCCGAAUAAGUGA